CCAUGAGCUCCGAUUUCCCACAUUACAACUUCAGAAUGCCUAACAUCGGCUUCCAGAACCUGCCUCUCAACAUCUACAUCGUGGUGUUCGGCACUGCUAUAUUUGUCUUCAUCCUCAGUUUACUGUUCUGCUGCUACUUGAUUAGGCUUAGACAUCAAGCACACAAAGAAUUUUAUGCCUAUAAACAGGUUAUAUUAAAAGAGAAAGUUAAAGAAUUGAAUUUACAUGAGCUCUGUGCGGUAUGUCUAGAAGACUUCAGGCCUCGAGAUGAGCUGGGGAUCUGCCCGUGUAAGCAUGCCUUCCACAGAAAGUGCCUUAUUAAGUGGCUGGAGGUUCGGAAAGUGUGUCCCCUGUGCAACAUGCCAGUCUUGCAGUUGGCCCAGCUGCACAGUAAGCAGGACCGUGGUCCCCCCCAGGGGCCCCUGCCUGGGGCAGAGAACAUUGUAUAGUGCAGUCUGCUGGGAUGUGAUGUCUGCAUGGAGCCAGGAGGAACACCGGCGGGGUCUGUCUUGGUUGCUCUUUACCUGAGGUACCAGCUGCCACUUCCUUUGCCUCAUGAAGAACUCUUGGGCCAGCCAAGCUGGGAGCCCAGACAUCUGGAUCUUGUGACAACCAAAGCACGCUGAUACUACUCCAUGCCAAGAGGAGUGGGUGAACCUGCAGGUUUGGUUCAAGAAACUUCGUGAGGGUCUCUCGCUAACGCCAUUAUACUGUCUCUCAAGAUACUCCUCUCCCUGCCAAGGUGAUACUGUUUAUCAAGCAGAGAGAAGAUAAACACAGUAUUAAAGGGAACUGAGGGUGGGGCUGUGUCUCGGGGAGAACCGUUCUUGCCUUCUGCAGCAGUGAGUCCCCCUGGCAGUCUGGGCCAAGGAAACCAGCAGCGAGGCAAAGCAGAGCUGGCCACCGGUGGGC
Ochotona curzoniae (black-lipped pika) is the source of this 912-nucleotide messenger RNA. RefSeq names its product ring finger protein 24 (gene RNF24). The coding region runs from base 3 to 449 and encodes 148 amino acids. Gene Ontology annotation, molecular function: zinc ion binding; ubiquitin protein ligase activity. The transcript has 5 exons. Gene Ontology annotation, cellular component: endomembrane system. Lineage: Eukaryota; Metazoa; Chordata; Mammalia; Lagomorpha; Ochotonidae. The record is from RefSeq and is a predicted model, not a curated record.